AUUCACAUUUCACAACCCUUGAUACUCAAUUCUCUGUAAAACCACUCCAAAAUAGAAAGAGAAAACAUACCCUUCUUCAACCUUCAGACCAUAUAUUCUUCUGGCUUACAUUGAUAUUUGCAAACUACAAGGAAUUAGAAUGGUGGAUCACAUUUGAAAUGAUUGCAAAUUUUUGAGAUUGAAAAGAGAUAGUAAAAUGGGAAUUUGUGCUUGAUAUCUCUCCUUGCCUUCCAAGUGUUUGAUAUUUUGUUUGAGAGAAAAAAAGAGAAAAGUUGACUAGAUUGAUUAACCUAUAACAUUAACUAAUGGUCAAUGGAUAAUGUUCAAGUCUUCAAGAUCCAUUUUGCAUUUAAAAAGACUCCACCUACAAUCAAAAGUCAAAAGUUGAAUCUAAGGGUUGUGAAGGGGAAGAACAGUAUGAUGAGAGGGUGAGCGCUCAAAUGGCUGCAAAGUAUUUGCAUUCACUGGCAGAUGAAAAUCCAGAUCUGAGGAAGCAAAUAGGAUGCAUGACAGGUGUCUUUCACAUCUUUAAUCGCAACCAGAUUGUUUCCAGAAGCCUUCCUCAUGGUGGUUUGCUUUUUAACAACGGGACGCCUGAAAGAGAGUCGAGUGUAAUUUCCCAGAGAAGCCCGAAUCUGGAAAAACAUUCAAAAAAGCACUAUAUGGAAAAACACAGGGUAUCCACAGAAUCAUAUAAAGAAUCUAUAUCCUCAUGGUCUCCUCCAUCUCCCUUUUCUUAUGCGAAUAGAAGAUCAAAUCCAGAAACUGAUAAAUCAAGUGCCUCUGGACAUCAGAAUCUUGACCUUAGAGAUGUAGUCAAAGACUCAAUGUAUAGAGAAGCUCGUGGGUUAUCACAUAAUGUUCUUGUUGAACUUCAAGAACCCGAUUGGUAUUGUAAUGAAUUUUCAAGAUCAAACUCUAGCCAAUUUAAAGAUGGGUUUUCUAAAAUUUAUCCAAGAUUUUCAUAUGAUGGACAUACAACAACCCCAAAGCAACUGAAAGAAGUUCCAAGACUUUCUUUAGAUAGUAAAGAGAGAUCCAUACGUACUCUUAACUCUAUUUCACUUGUACCCUUUAAACCAUAUGAUUCAAAAUCUAACCUAAAUUCAAGAAACCCUAAUGAAAAAUCCCUGAUUCAGACCAAACCACCCAGUGUUGUAGCCAAGUUAAUGGGAUUGGAAACUUAUCCCCAUUCCACAUCAACCAGCAACAAGGAUCUUGAUUUGUUGUCAAAAUCUUUAAAAAUCCCUAAUUCCACAAAAGAACCAGCAUUUGAAUGUUGGAAAAAUCCCGACAUGAAACCGAUUUCUAGGGUUCCAAUUGAAGCAGCACCAUGGAAGUAUCCACAUGGUGGUCAAAAUCCUCAAAAACAAUCUUCCCGUGUUACUAAAUCCACUUCUGUUUACAGUGAAGUGGAUAAAAGAUUAAAGAAUCUUGAAUUUUUAGAAUCUGGAAAGGAUCUCAGAGCUCUUAAACAGAUAUUAGAGGGAAUGCAAGCUGUGGAAGCAAGAAAGGGCGAAAGAGACAAUACAGUUGUUCAUCAAAGGCCACCAUCUGAGAAUGUUUCAAGGGGUCGAGAAUCCCAUAUUGUAAUCAUGAAACCAGGAAAGAUUUUUGAAAAGGGUUUUAUAAAUAAUAAUAAAAAGUUUAAAGAUCCAAAUACUGAAAUUACAGAUUCUUGUAAACCAAGAAAGCAAUCAGAGUCUAGGUCUCCUAAUAGGAGGAGGCAGAGUUCUAGCUCAACACAAGAGAAAUCAACAUUGAUUGUGAAAGUGGAUGAAUCCGAAUAUCCAAGUCCAGUUUCUGUUCUUGAUGAUUCAGUCUAUAUGGAUAAUUCACCUUCACCUGUGAAGAAACAUACACCAAAUACCCAAAAAGAUUAUUCUAAACAAAAGCGUGAAAAACUUAAGAAAAUUGAAGAUUUGGUUGAAAAACUUAAGAGACUAAACUCCAGCCACAAUGAAGCUCACACAGAUUACAUUGCAUCACUAUGUGAAAACACAAACCCUAACGACAGAUACAUUUCAGAAAUCCUGUUAGCUUCUGGACUCCUUCUUCGAGACCUUGAAUCUUUUGAGUUUCAUUCCUCUGGUCACCCGAUUAACCCGGAGCUGUUCUUGGUGUUGGAACGAACCAAAUUUGGUAAUUUACAGAAAGAGAAGUUUCACAGGAAGCUAAUCUUUGAUGCUGUUAAUGAAAUUCUUGUGGAGAAGUUAAAUUCGGUUUCAUUGAUUGUUCAGAAUCCUCGAGAGCUUUUGAGGGAGGUGUGUUUGGAGAUAGAAGAGAUGCAGGUGGAGAAGAAAGGUGAAAGGUGUGAUGUUGGGGAGGAGGAGGAGGAGGGGGAUGAGUUUAAGAGGAUUUUGAGGGAGGAUGUGGUGAGGCGGCCGGAAAAUUGGAGGGGGUUUUAUGGUGGAUGUCCGGUGGUGGUUAUGGAGGUCGAGUGGUUGAUUUUUAGGGAUUUGGUUAAUGAAUUGGUUGUGAUGGAAAGUGAAUUGUUAACUUGUUAUUGAAGUGACCACCUGUGACUUUUUCCGGCGGGCAUUUGAUGAUCGCGGAAAGGCGAAGGUGUGAUCGUACACCUCCUAUUGUUUAUGAUUUGAUUCUGGGAUGUUUUGACACUGAACUAUUUUGGAAACAAGUUUUGUAAUAAUAAAUGGUUUUGGAAUGAUUUAAAAAGUUUAAAUUUGGCAUGAUUUUUUUA
Molecule: messenger RNA, 2701 nt
Organism: Lactuca virosa
Lineage: Eukaryota; Viridiplantae; Streptophyta; Magnoliopsida; Asterales; Asteraceae
Source: the annotation of a GenBank genome assembly